CUGGGUGCGCAGAUGUCGCCCCGCCCUGCUGGUCAACACGGAACUGCUCCAUCUCUAUAGACAGACAGGGAGACAGAGAGACAGGGGAGAGACGGGCUACACUGAACCGCAGAAGACAUUACCAUUUUGACUGACUGGCGGGUUUUUUUGAUCGUCGUUAAUGAUGUUCCGCUUGCGGGCAUUGUCCGCAGUUACGGUGGGGCUGGCGCAGUUGUCCCGGCGCUAUCACAGCGGGGCAGUGCGAGGGUCUGGGCGGAGGCGGCUGAUGCUGGCAGCUCUGGUUGGAGUGACUGGCGCGUCUGCUAGCGCUGGACUGCUCUGGAAGAGAGCAUAUGCAGAUGCGGGACCUUCUGUUCGACACUCUGAGCAACCAGCUGGAGGUGAGGCAGAUUUUGCGAACGGCACAGACCCGGAUGCAAACUCUGAGAAAUCAGUGGAAUCCUGCAGUGGAGAUGAGGAUUCAAAGGACGACGGUGGGGACGGGAAAAAGAAGAAGCCACGCUCCGGAUUCCGUGACCGCAAGGUGAUGGAGUACGAGAACAGGAUAAGGGCCUACUCCACUCCAGACAAGAUAUUCCGCUACUUCGCGACGCUGAAGGUCAUCGGCGAGCAUGGAGACGCCGAGGUUUACAUGACGCCCCAGGACUUCAUACGCUCCAUCACACCGAAUGAGAAGCAGCCUGAGAAUCUAGGCCUGGAUCAGUUCAUUGUGAAGCGCUACGAUGGAAAGGACUUCUGGCAGACGGAGAAGAUUGCCCAGGAAAGGGAGAGGUUUGCAGAUGAGGACAGCAUAUUUUACACACUGGGAGAAUGUGGCCUUAUCUCCUUCUCUGACUACAUCUUCCUCACCACUGUGCUGUCCACUCCCCAGAGGAACUUCGAGAUUGCUUUCAAGAUGUUUGAUUUGAACGGGGACGGGGAGGUGGACCUGGAGGAGUUCGAACAGGUCCAAAGCAUCAUUCGUUCCCAGACCAGUAUGGGCAUGCGACACCGUGACCGCUCCACCACAGGAAACACCCUGAAGACCGCCGGCUGCAGCUCCGCUCUCACCACCUACUUCUUUGGAGAAGACCUAAAGGGGAAACUCACCAUUGGCAGCUUCCUGGAGUUUCAGAGGAAACUUCAGCACGACGUGCUCAAACUAGAGUUCGAGAGGAACGAUCCUGUGGACGGCAGAAUCACCGAGAGACAGUUCGGGGGUAUGCUGCUGGCCUACAGCGGCGUCCAGUCCCGUAAACUCACUCAGAUGCAGAGGGGCUUGAAGAAAAUGUUUAAGGAUGCACAGGGCAUUACAUUCGAGGAGGUGGAGAACUUCUUUACUUUCCUGAAGAACGUGAAUGACGUGGACACAGCGCUGAGUUUCUACCACAUGGCUGGAGCCUCGAUAGAUAAAGUCACCAUGAAGCAGGUGGCCCGCACCGUAGCCAAAGUGGAGCUGUCGGAUCACGUGUGCGACGUGGUGUUCGCUCUGUUCGACUGUGACGGGAACGGGGAGCUCAGUAAUAAGGAGUUUAUAGCCAUCAUGAAGCAGCGGCUGAUGCGUGGGCUGGAGAAACCCAAGGACAUGGGCUUCACUCGGCUGGUGCGGGCCAUGUGGAAGUGCGCCCAGGACACCGCCUGGGACUUCGCCACACCAAAGACACAAUAGAGCGAAAGACGACACGCGCGAUCAAAAGGCGUCCUCCUCCGACAGGUUUUUAACUAGACAAUUAAUGCAUUAAACUCAUUAACACUGCAACUCCGAGGCGCACCAUCAAUCAUUAACGCAUGUUGCUGCAGCUCAAGCUGUCGAUAUAGUGGCUGAAGCAUCCUGACGCAGUGCAGUCUUCAAAGGUUCUCGAGCCAGUCUUUGUAAGGCAUCAUGGGUAAUUAAUUAUAUAUAUUUUGAAAUAUGCAUAUAAAGUUUGUGUACAAUGUUUAUUUUUUUUCCCAUAUUCGAUAAGGAAAGAACGCACCGUCAGCCCUUUAACUGUGUUCGGCCAACGCUAAAAACAGCACUUUGAUAUUUUUUAUUUAACACUUCACAGCAAAAGGCGAGACAAGAGGAGGAAUCAAUCUUAUGCGACCUUCAGCUGCAUAAGUGCUGCCUGCGUCUGUUCUGUACUGACAGCAGACCCUUAGUUAGUUAGUUUAAGUUGGACGGAGGAGAAGUCUGGAAUAUUGUUCACAGUUCAGCUUCAUUCAGGCUGCGUCUUUAUCCUCAACAUUUUGCCUCAUAAAAGGUGGAUGAUGCUCGCCCCGCUCUACGCUGUACUGUUCAAAGUGUGUAUUCUUCCAGUUAUUUCUGCUCACUGAAACACUUUACAUAAAAUGGAUGUUAAAAGAAGUGCUCUAUUAAAGAUGUUUUAAUAAUGUAAAA
Molecule: messenger RNA, 2359 nt
Organism: Mugil cephalus (flathead mullet)
Lineage: Eukaryota; Metazoa; Chordata; Actinopteri; Mugiliformes; Mugilidae
Gene: micu1
Product: mitochondrial calcium uptake 1
Exons: 14
Coding region: 161-1648 (495 amino acids)
Biological process (GO): calcium import into the mitochondrion; mitochondrial calcium ion homeostasis
Cellular component (GO): uniplex complex
Molecular function (GO): calcium ion binding
Source: RefSeq, a predicted model, not a curated record